GGCGGCUCGCAUCGACGCGUACCAGUUCUCCCCUUGCGGCUUUUCCGCCAAUGGUGUUGUGCCCGCUGUCGCGGGCGCCGACAGUACUCUCAACAGUCUCCAAUGGCUUUUCCAAGCCCGGCCGGGGACAGUGAUCCUGUACUCGGUUUUUACGACAAUUUCUUACCCGUUCUUUGCCUCCCAAGUCUCACGCCCGAAGAAUUAUAUACAGCGGACAGACUUUACGAGCUGGGACUAGAGAUGAAGGUGGCAGCUCAACAAGCUUACGGGAUCUCAUCCACGCUCGGUCCUGUUCCAAGCUACGCAGGACUGGGGCUAGAACCAGCUCUAAGAUUUCCUCCUUCCAGCUGGAUGACUCCCAUUACUCCCAUUCCUCAUCUAGUAAAUCCAUAUUUGCUUCCAGGUUCCGCGGCCAAGGCCGUGUGCGGCCACUACUUCACGGUCCACGUCACCCCUGAGCCUCAGUGCUCUUUUGCCUCCUUCGCAACCAACGUUCCCGGAGGCCAGAACGGACGGCAGACAGCUGAAGUCAUUGAGCAGGUUGUUAACAUCUUCCGCCCUAGACGUUUCAGUGUGACUUUGUUCGAGGCCAAGGGCGCAUUGGCCACCACACCCGGCGAAAAUGCUGAUGAUUCCCGUCGCACUCUGGCAACUUCAUCAACGGCGCUGCUGUGGAAUACGGCCUGCAAAACAAGUUUUUCAACCCUCCGGCCGACCAUUUAACCGGCAGCAACUCAAACAGAGUCCCGCAGAAUGUUCCUAUCGCCAUGGUUACCCUCACCAAUCUACCAGCAGCCAGCGCCGCCGGAGUCAGUGCGGUCCGGCUCUAUUGACCGGCUCCUGCAUUGUUUCCAGGUUAUUCCCGUCUCCGGCCAAAUCCACGAGGAAAAGUCAGGUCCCCGGGACUUUUUUCACA
Neurospora tetraspora is the source of this 916-nucleotide messenger RNA. RefSeq lists its product as uncharacterized. Lineage: Eukaryota; Fungi; Ascomycota; Sordariomycetes; Sordariales; Sordariaceae. The transcript has a single exon. The coding region runs from base 103 to 723 and encodes 206 amino acids. Gene Ontology annotation, biological process: spermine biosynthetic process; spermidine biosynthetic process. Gene Ontology annotation, cellular component: cytosol. The record is from RefSeq and is a predicted model, not a curated record. Gene Ontology annotation, molecular function: adenosylmethionine decarboxylase activity.